AGGCUGCCAACCACAACCAGACGUUUCAAACAUCCAUCGUUCGCCAUCAUCGGGGAGGCGGCAUCAAGCAGCCCCAACUCGCGCAGCUCCUCCCCAACAGGGCGUGUCAGCCCGUUUAGGGGGCGGGGCUUCAAUGCGGCCGGCUCGAGGCACGUCAGCCCCAGCGCCUCCCCGAUUCCGCCCGAAGACCCCCGAACGAGAAGCCCCAGCCCCACCAAAACUGCCUCAUCGAAAAUUCCGAAACCCCGAAAAUCCUCCACCGCUGCGGUGUUCGGGGAGAAGGUGAACCACGUGGAGUUCCAAGGGCUGAGCCGGCAGGGGAGUCAGAGUCUGAGCAGUUUGGAGGAGAGGCAGACGCGUGGGAAGCCGCCUCCCAGCCCCCGGAAGAAGUUGACGGGGGCAUUCAAGCAGCUGUCGCCUAUUCAGGGCUCCAGCCCGGAGCCCAGUCAGUCCCAGUCUUCCCCCUCUCGCAUUCCGACGAAGAGCCAAAGCACGCCGCCCAGCCGGUAUGCGUCUCCUACUAGGGAGCCGAAGGCGAAGAGGAGCCGGUCCAGGCCCAGUGUGGCCAAGAGCCGAGACCCGAGCCCCUUGGCGUCUCCUACGAAGGCGAACCGCUACCAGCAUGUGCAGUCGAAGAUCAACACCUUCAACAGGCCCAGGCCGCCUGCCAAGCCGCAGCUGUCCAGCGAUGUGUCCGAAGAUAGCGGCUCGCCGAAGAAGAAAGUGCAACCGCGUAGAAACUCCUUCAAUCGGACACCCUCCCGGCCAAAUUUGCUUCCGAAAACCUACAUGGGGAAGCCCAGCAGUUAUACCAGUGAUAGUAGUGAUGCUGUGGACGUUAGAACCCCACCUGUGAAGCCUCCAGCUGCUAAACCUCCAGCAGCAGCAGCAGCAAACAAAGUACUUCCAGCCCCCAAUGCUUCCAGUUCUCCUAGCAAGAGCAAAGCGCCUCCUAGGGCCAAAGGCCCCAAGGGGGCUGACCGCCCGGCUAAAACAGGCAACAAUCGUAGGCCUUCGAAGGCUUCGCCUGCUGAAACAUCCGGCGCUGAGGACCAAAGCAGCAGAAAAGCGCCUCCUUCGGCCGACCUGGAGGAUGGUGGCGCCCCAUCGGCCCUGGGCGUGGUUUCGAGCACCACCAGCACGGUGGCCACGCCCCUGAAGAUAGAGACGCCCAAAUUGGGGCGGGGCAAGCCGAUGUCCCCGAUGAUCGAUGGGCGGGUGCUGAGCGCGACCAGCGUGAGCCACGCGAUCAACAAAAUGAACGACACCGUGCUCAACACGCAGACGUUGAUCAAAGAUAGUGGCCUGCCAACCCGGUUGCCUGCCGCCAGUGCGAUUAUUGCCUUAAAAAGUGAUUCCAGUGCAAAAGAGGUGGAGGACAGCGGAAAAAGCAGCAUCAACAGCAAGCCAGAGGCGACCACGAUUGCCCCUAAGGAAACCUCCACUCCCACCACAACAACAACAGCAGCAAAUGAAGAGGAAGCUGCCACCAACCCCACCUGCAACUCCGCCCAACCAGCGAAAGUUCCAGACUAUCCACAAAGCAAGCCAAUGAACAACAACCACAGCAAUCAUGUGACCACGAUAGGGUUGGGCAACGCGAAGGCGAUUGAGCGAGAGGUGCAGAACAACAUGAAUCGCCUACUGGGUUCGAUGGAGUCAAGUCUGGAUGGUGUGCCGGCCUCCAAGAUGUCGGUGAAUGAUCGCAUCCGGGAGGCGAGGACUGUGAUUGCGGCCGAUGUGAAGCCGAUCAGGAUCACGGUGAGGGAGAAACCGUCCGAUGUGGAUGUGCAGAGUGGGAAUGUUGGGCCGCAUUUCGGGAUUGCCAAUGGAGUGAACGAGAGGCCCAGGUGAGUUUUUUUUUUUUGAGGGUUUUGAGUGAGGUUGUAUGGAAGGUAUAUUGGGUAGUUUGAGGGCGGGUGGAGAGAACGUUUAGUGGCUCACAGAGACUAAGAAGCUGGUUGAAACUUCUACAAUUAGCUAGAUCAAGAGGCAACUUGAAACUUUCACCGAGUGGUCAACAUACAUUAAAGUAUUUUUAGGAGAGUUUUCUAAUAAAUACGUCGCGACACUGAUUUUUGA
Messenger RNA from Dendroctonus ponderosae (mountain pine beetle), 2082 nucleotides. RefSeq names its product serine/arginine repetitive matrix protein 1-like. Lineage: Eukaryota; Metazoa; Arthropoda; Insecta; Coleoptera; Curculionidae. The record is from RefSeq and is a predicted model, not a curated record.